UUAAAGUGAUUGACCACUGACAGUUGAUGGCUUUUUGCGCCAAAAAUCUACAGUAUUUCUACCGUUUUUGUUAAUUGUGUAAUUAGAUUAAGUCAAUUUGUGUUUAAUCUUCUACAAUGGCAGACAAAUACCAAUUAAGUGAAGGCAGCUUACGAGUGAUUAUGAGUGGGGGCAAAGUUGAAGAUGCUAUAAUGCAAGUGUUAGGCACUAAGCGAAUUGCAUCUGGUAGCUCCUCCGAUAAAGAAAGGUACCGUCUACUUCUAUCAGAUGGCAAAUACCUCAUUUCUUUCGCAAUGUUAACUACACAAAACAAUGAUAAGAUUGUUAAUGGUGAACUCUCCGACAAUUCCAUAAUAAAAAUCAAAAAGUACAUCACCAGCGUUAUUAACAAUGUGGGAAAAGUGAACAAACGUGUUUUAGUUAUAUUAGAAAUGGAGACCCUAGUUCCUGGCCAUAAGUCGAGUAAAAUUGGUUCUCCAGAACAAUUGCCGGAGGAUGAUAGCGAACCACUUCCCAGUGAGACUAAAAAUAACACUGUCAGUUCGAGUACGUCAUCUACUGUGCCACAAGUUAAUGGUUCUCACAGAAACGACACUGACGUAAACAUGUCCAUGCAAGACCAGCUAACGCAUCCCAUUUCAAGCUUGAGCCCCUAUCAGAAUAAGUGGGUGAUCAAGGCACGUGUCAGUAACAAAUCCUCAAUUCGCACAUGGUCAAAUUCCAGAGGGGAGGGUAAAUUAUUCAAUAUGGAUUUAAUAGACGAGAGCGGUGAAAUUCGAGCAACAGCAUUUCGCGAUCUUGUGGAUAAAUUUUACGACUUAAUCGAGGUGGACAAAGUGUAUUACAUAAGCAAAUGUCAACUGAAAAUCGCCAAUAAGCAAUUUAGUAAUCUCAAUAACGACUACGAGAUGACAUUUACCCCCGACACAAUCGUGCAGGAGUGCCAUGAUGUGGUGGAUUCUAUACCUCAAACCAGAUACGACUUCAUCUCGAUUGAUAAAAUUGCACACAUUGAAGUGGAUACAAUGAUAGAUGUUAUCGGAGUAUGCAAAAGCGCGUCCGACGUCCAAAUGUUUCAAGCGAGAUCUACAGGGAGGGACUUAAAAAAACGCGAACUCACUUUGGUGGAUCAAAGCAACAAUUCCAUCGCCCUAACCCUUUGGGGUACAGAGGCGGAAACGUUCGACAGCGCCUCCCAACCGGUAAUAGUCAUUAAAGGCGCGAGAGUGUCUCAGUUCGGUGGCGGAAAAACGCUCUCCACGAAUGCCUCUACAGUCAUGAAAAUUAAUCCGGACAUUCCGGAAGCGCAUCGUCUCCGAGGCUGGUUCGACAAUGAAGGUAUAUCCAAGACUACGGUCAAUAUUAGCGCCAGGUCGGAGGGCGGCGGGUCACAAACUCAAUGGAUUAACGUUAAGGACGUUCAGGAAAUGGGCAUGGGACAGGGUGACAAGGGCGAUUAUUUCCAAGUUGUGGGCACCAUACUUCUGUACCGUUCCGAAAACGGAAUAUACAAGGCCUGUCCAAAAGAAGAUUGCAAGAAGAAGGCAGCCGAUCAAGGGAAUGGAAUGUACCGAUGCGACAAAUGUAAUCGAGAGUACCCCAACUUUAAGUAUCUGUUACUGGGAUCAGCCAAUAUUGCCGAUUGGAGUGGAAAUAUCUGGCUCAGUUUGUUUUCUUCGGAAGCAGAGAAAGUGUUGGGCAUGAGUUCUCAGGCUGUUGGUGAAGCAAUUGAGAAUGACUCGCAGGCGUUAGUUGAGAUUGCGGACAAGGCGCACUUUAAGGAGUUUAUCUUUAAGUGUCGCUCUAAGAUGGAAAAUUACAAUGAUGAAAAUCGUCUGAAGACUGUCGCCCUUAGAGUGGAUCCGGUGAAUUACAAAGAGUAUAACUCUUACCUGAUAUCACAAAUUAACGAGUUACUAAAUUAAAUGCGGGCACCCAUUUUCAUUUUGUGAUCACGUUUGAAGUUAAAACUAAAUUAUUUAGUUGUGAUUCAAUUGGACAAAUUCAAGUAUUUAUUUUUACAAUCAUCUGAUUCCAUUAUUAUUAUAUUAUUAAUACUUUUUAUAGUUUAUAUUUUAAAAUUGUUUACUAACGUUACUAAAUAUUAAAAUAAAUAUUGCAUACUGAC
Photinus pyralis (common eastern firefly) is the source of this 2128-nucleotide messenger RNA. Its product is annotated as replication protein A 70 kDa DNA-binding subunit-like. The coding region runs from base 117 to 1925 and encodes 602 amino acids. Gene Ontology annotation, biological process: DNA repair; DNA recombination; DNA replication. The record is from RefSeq and is a predicted model, not a curated record. Lineage: Eukaryota; Metazoa; Arthropoda; Insecta; Coleoptera; Lampyridae. Gene Ontology annotation, cellular component: nucleus. Gene Ontology annotation, molecular function: DNA binding. The transcript has 10 exons.